AUGUCAUCAACUAAGCCUACAGAUACUCCAAAUGUUGCAAAUGCUCGUUUGUCAUCUAUGCUUUCACCACAAUCUGAAGCUGGGAAGAAGUACAUGUUUCGAGUUACUUAUGCUAGUGCAGUGGGAAGUUUAAUGUAUCCUAUGGACUGUACUAGGUCUAAUCUAGCUCAUGUUGUUAGUGUUGUCAACAAGUUCAUGGGUCAACCUGGGAGCAAGCUAGUAAAAGUAUUUUUCGUUACCUUAGAGUAUUUGGUGACCGAUUAUUCUGAUUCUAACUAUGUUGGAGAUGUUGACAGUAAGAGGUCUAUGACUGGCUAUGUGUUCACUAUGGGUGGUUCUGUUGUUAGUUGGAAGUCAAUCUUACAACCUACAGUUACUUUGUCUAUUAUUGAAGUAGAGUACAUGGUCUUAAUAGAAGCUACUAAAGAGGAAAUAUGGUUGAGGGGGUUAGUUGGUGAUCUUGUUUCUAAGAUAAAGACCUUCAUGAUUGCAUACAUCUAUAUUGAGAAUGCUCACACUCCAUAG
This is a messenger RNA of Benincasa hispida (wax gourd), 525 nucleotides long. Lineage: Eukaryota; Viridiplantae; Streptophyta; Magnoliopsida; Cucurbitales; Cucurbitaceae. The record is from RefSeq and is a predicted model, not a curated record.